ACCAGAGCGGACGCUGUUGGUUCAGGAGUCGGUGACAGAGAGGGAGGAGGCGAGUUCUUCAUUAACUUGCUUUUACAGACCUUGAACUUACUGACGCUCUCCUACCGGUCAGUCCAGUUUUUCUUCCAGAGAAGCAGCUUAUCUUCAGUGGAGCCUUCGGAUCCGUUCCCCAGGUCACUGAGUGCUGCUGCAGGACUUCACUGAGGGUUUAUUGGUCUUUUGCUGAGCUGGGACUCGUCGUCUGCCCAUUUUCGAGGACUCUUGGCUUCCACUGAAGGAUGAGCAGCGUCUUGUAUUUUGUGCUCCCGGCGCUGGGGGGAUACGCCCUCACCUCCGUGUAUCUGCUGAAGAACCCACAGAUUCUGCACAGGAAGAAGCGCUCUGCUUUUUACAGCAGACACAUCUCACACAGAGGAGGGAGCGGAGAGAGGAUCGAAAGCACCAUGGAGGCCUUCACUAACUCCGUGGAACAAGGCACCGAGAUGCUGGAGCUCGACUGUCACCUGACGAAGGACGGACACGUGGUGGUUUCACACGACGAGAACCUGCUGAGGCAGACGGGCCACGACGUCGACGUCUCCUCGCUGGACCUGAAGGACCUGCCUUUGUACAAGGAGAGGCUGCCGGUGACGUUCCAUGAAGGGCGCUACAGCAGCGGCUCAGACAGGAACUUUGCUCUGCUGGAAGACGUGUUCAGGACGUUUCCCCGGAUGCCAGUCAGCGUUGAGAUCAAGGAGAACAACAAGCCGCUCAUCACAAAGGUUUCUGACCUGGUGAAACGCUACGACAGGGAGGACAUCACGGUCUGGGCCUCUGUGGAGUCCAGCAUCAUGAAGGAAUGCCUCAGAACGAACGACUCCAUGCCGCACAGCUUCAGUAUGAACCGGGGUCUCCUGCUGCUGCUGCUCUUCUACACCGGCCUGCUGCCUUUCGUGCCGCUGGGGGAGAGUUUGCUGCAGUUCUACCUGCUGCGCGUCAUGAACAGGACGUACAUUUCUGACAGCCCCGUCCUGAGGAACAGACUGGUCCUGUAUCUGUUAAACAAAAUAAUGAUGAGGAAGAGUCUCUUCAAACACCUCGCAGACCGUGGGAUUCAGGUGCAUUUGUUCGUUUGCAACGAGGAGGAGGACAUAAAGGCAGCGCUUGACCUGGGAGCCACAGGGGUGAUGACUGACUAUCCAGCGCUCCUGACCAGCUACUACCGCAAAACCAGAAGCCAGCAAUGACCCCGAGCCACAUCCUCACCCGUCACGAACAGCAGCUCAGACCGUGGGAAAACAAAGCCAAGGAACGAGUGACGCGUUUCCUCAUGAUCGUUCAACACUUUAAUGUCUAACCACAGUCACUGUAUGGAAUGACUUCACUGAGACGUGAUCCCCACCCUCAGCCUUCCACACAGCACUUAACAGUAACUGGCCAAUGAUUUGUCAUCUAAUCUAAAUGUGCUAUAUUAAUAUUUAACCAGCGGAACUACAGUAUGGUCAUCUGACUUUUCUCAUGAUUUGAUGGGAAAUGUGACUUUACUGAUAGUAUUUAAUCAGUUUGAGUAAGUGCUGAAUUGAACUAAUUAUGUUCUCUGGAACAACUGACGUUUUACCUUGUGAUGAUGAAAUGAAAGCAAAGUAAAGCUUGCACUUACUUACUGUUAAUAAAGCAGUGAUAACAACA
This is a messenger RNA of Betta splendens (Siamese fighting fish), 1668 nucleotides long. It is a transcript of the gene gdpd3a, whose product is annotated as glycerophosphodiester phosphodiesterase domain containing 3a. Gene Ontology annotation, molecular function: phosphoric diester hydrolase activity; phosphatidylcholine lysophospholipase A1 activity. Gene Ontology annotation, biological process: glycerophospholipid catabolic process. Gene Ontology annotation, cellular component: endoplasmic reticulum membrane. The transcript has 10 exons. Lineage: Eukaryota; Metazoa; Chordata; Actinopteri; Anabantiformes; Osphronemidae. The record is from RefSeq and is a predicted model, not a curated record. The coding region runs from base 279 to 1226 and encodes 315 amino acids.